This is a messenger RNA of Guyanagaster necrorhizus, 684 nucleotides long. RefSeq lists its product as uncharacterized. The record is from RefSeq and is a predicted model, not a curated record. The transcript is spliced from 11 exons. Lineage: Eukaryota; Fungi; Basidiomycota; Agaricomycetes; Agaricales; Physalacriaceae. The coding region runs from base 1 to 684 and encodes 227 amino acids.
AUGCUCACUGUGAUCACUGCCCUUGCUCCUCUCGCUCUGGCCAUUCAGCUUCCCAUACAGUCUGGAUCUGUAGAUUUUUAUGAUCCAAAUCUAAAUGGUGGAUCCAUGCUGAACAACGCUGGAGGAGGACUGGGAGAACCACUUAAUGUCAUAAUUUCCGGUAAAAGCUCUCCAGAGGUCCUCACGAACGACGGAAUCGUAAACUAUGCACGGGCGAUUGGAUUGUCUUAUAUUAUCAGCUCGGAAGAAUGCCUCGGCAUCCAUCUUGGCGACCCUCAGUCAGCAAAUCUUGGGGACGGACACGGCUGGGUGAAUCAAACGAUCGAACUGAGAGAGGAUUAUGGGAACGAGGAGCUUGGGACAUGCCUUGAGAGCAUCAUUGGUGGGAAUCAUUUUCGAGUUUAUCGUCAAGAUGGUCCGAGCGCAAUGAGCGGCGCGUUGUUCCUCGCUGUCUCUCGAGAACAAGAUGUAGAAGAAAACCACACAAUCGUCCCUGAUGGCUACAAUAUUGGUCGCGACCAGCUAGUUGGACAUGCAAUCGGCAAGCACGACUUUGAUGGUGUGCAUUAUAAGACUGUAGCGAAGAAUAUUACCGGACUGCUUCCUCCUGGUUCAGUAGGAGUCAACCAUGGCAUAGCAACCGACGGGCUUACGACCUUGCUCACAGUCCAGACAACAAGGUGA